This is a messenger RNA of Spodoptera frugiperda (fall armyworm), 3619 nucleotides long. Its product is annotated as zinc finger protein ZFP2-like. Gene Ontology annotation, biological process: regulation of transcription by RNA polymerase II. The transcript is spliced from 10 exons. Gene Ontology annotation, molecular function: RNA polymerase II cis-regulatory region sequence-specific DNA binding; DNA-binding transcription factor activity, RNA polymerase II-specific; zinc ion binding. The coding region runs from base 72 to 1604 and encodes 510 amino acids. NCBI's taxonomy places the organism in Eukaryota, Metazoa, Arthropoda, Insecta, Lepidoptera, Noctuidae. The record is from RefSeq and is a predicted model, not a curated record. Gene Ontology annotation, cellular component: nucleus.
CUGCCAUCUGUCACUUUCCUGCGGAAUAAACAGUACGGACGGAUCGCUUAUUUAUUUUGUUUUAAAUAAUAAUGGACAUUGAUGAAAUUUGUCGGUUAUGUUGUUCAACGAAGUUUGUCAACAAUGAUAUUUUUGAUGAAGAAAAUGCGUUAUAUAUAAAAUUAUCACUAUACUUGCCAAUAAAGGUUUUCAGAAACGACAAGCUUCCUCAGAAGGUCUGCGAUAAAUGUAGCUGCAAAGUGAACGACUUUUAUCAGUUUUGUAACGAAACCAUUGAAGUACAAAACAGGUUGCGGAGUUUAUUUUUGCCGUCUGAAGCAGGUUCUGUGGACCUCACACUAGUAAAAGACAGCAGAUCGCCGCCGCCUCCUGCCGCAGCAGAGCAUUGUGAGAGAAGUACCCAGACAGACAACACAGAUGCAAGCUCUGACUGCAAUGUUGCUGUUCAGGUCAAAGAUGAACCAAAGCCACUAUCACCUGUCAAACAAGAAGAAGAUGAUUAUUAUAACAUAGAGUCGGAUCCAUACGGGGGAGGCUCCUCCGGGAGUGAGGAUAUCUCAUUAAUUAAAUUAAAAACAAAAAAGACUACCCAGAAAAGAGGUAGAAAAAAGAAGACAAAUGAUAUCAAAGAUUGGGGGGAACUGAUGAACUACCUGCCUGAUGGUGCGCUAGCAGUAGUCAGUAAGGAGGAGGUGGACAUGCCACUGGCCACCAUCAAGGAGGAGGUGCUGGACAAGGACCGGCAGGGGAAGGAGAUGGAUCUGUACAACUGCUGCAUUUGUUUUGCUCAGUGUUUCAGUAGGUCGGAGAUGAUGAAGCACUACAGACAGCACGGCGCGGAGGUGUCGGCGGUGGAGGCGCCGCAGCCGCCGCCCGCGCCCGAGCUCGAGCCGCUGCGCUGCACCCGCUGCAGGAAGGUGGUGGUCCGCGCGGAGUGGGGCAAGCACUGGCAGCGGCACUGGGAGCGCGACCGCCGCCCCUACCGCUGCAAGCUCUGCGAGAAGACGUUCCGCGACCCGCACCAGAUACUCAAACACGGAGAGACGCACAACUACGAGGCGGGCGCGUCGGCCGAGCCCGCCGACAAGCGGUUCCUGUGCGACCUCUGUCCGGAGGCAUUCGUGCACAUGCGCUACCUACUGUCGCACCGUACCCGCGCGCACCCCGAGGCGGCGGGGCGCGCGGUGGCGCUGCGCUGCAGUGUGUGCGCGCGCCACUUCGCGCACAUCAACUCGCUGCGGCGCCACCUGCGCUCCCACUCGGGGGAGCGCAACUUCCUCUGCAACGUCUGCGGCAAGGCGCUGUCCUCGCGCGAGCACCUCAAGUUCCACAUCCGCAUACACACCGGCUACAAGCCCAACGUCUGCAAGACGUGCGGGAAGGGGUUCGUGAAGAAGUGCAACCUGACGCUGCACGAGCGCGUGCACUCCGGGGAGAAGCCGCACGUGUGCUCGCACUGCGGGAAGGCCUUCAGCCAGCGCUCUACCCUCGUCAUACACGAGCGGUACCACAGCGGCGCGCGGCCGUACGUGUGCGCGCUGUGCGGGCGCGGGUUCGUGGCCAAGGGGCUGCUGUCCAUGCAUCUCAAGACCACCUGCAUAUAGCGCCUGCACGCCUGGUCGGCCCCCCGCCCGCCAGUGUACUGAGCGCCCAGUAUUACAGCCACCGCCCCGCGUCGCGUGAUCUCCACCACAUUACUUAUACUUUACUCUACAAGCGCAAAUUAUUUUGUAUCGGGUUGUCUAUAUUUGAGCAAAUUGUUUUUAUUCACUGGGAGUUUGUGAGAUAAGUACUGUAUCAGUAUGGAUGUGUAUCAGUAAUUCGCGAGAUGUCAUCGCUGGGGGCGCGGGGUCGCCAUAACGCGCGGAAUGUUCCACUCACCGCCGGGACUCCGCCACCGGCGGCGCCACUGUCGCACAAGCUGACACCCCACUCCCGUGGUGGGCAUGGUGAUAUACCAUUAUACAUAUAGUUAGUGUAAAGUAAUGGUUUGUGUUUGUUUACUACGUGUUUACGAAGCCGUACUUAAUGACGAUAGAAACAAUGAAGGCGAUAACUGCGACUGUAAAUAUUUUCAUCACACAAAUAUAUUUUGUUAUCUUCACGGAAACAUGUUUAGUUAAUGCAUGCGAUGCGGAUCAACUCGCAGUUACUAACUUACUACAGGUAAAAGCAAUGUUCUAUGCGACAAAUAAUGGCCUAGUACUACAGACACCCACUGGGUGGGACGGGGGACCGUGGGCGCGAUAGCAAGGAUCAUCAAAUAUUAUCACUUGUGUAUAAAUGUAAUUUGCAUAAUUUUAAGACUCAACAGUCCUCACUAAUGAUAAGUAGUGUAAUUAUAUUUUGAUAACGACUCGGUUGAGACGUACCUACUUACCGGUGCAAUACAACGCGCCUAGGUAUAUAUGUAUCUAUGUAACGUCUUACUGUAGCAACCGGCGACCUUUGGCGAGUCAAUUCUACUGGGUAGUAGUUACUAAUAGUAUAAACUAAUAGAUAAAUAUAUGGGUGUUGUUCCUCGAGUCCGCGCCGUCCGGUCCCGGCUGCUACAGUACGGCCGGCGCGGUGUAUCGCGGGGACUACACUGACUACAUCAGGGGUUCCCAACCUUUUCAUUGGUCAAAGACCAUUAUUAUUAUUUUGGUCUCACACUAAGAUUUUAUCCAGACUCAUAGGAUUCGUUCUCAUAAAAUAGUAACUUUUGAAACUACUGCUCCUCUCAGUUGUCUCCUUCGACAUAUGUUUAAUUCUUGCUUUAUCCGUGCUAUUUAUUCGACAAAGGUGUUGUCUAAUGAAUUCUUUUUUUAUUUUCACGGACCAUAUGUAGUGUUUUGUGUUCUGCGGACCAAUGGUGCUCCACGGACCACCGGUUGGGAACUAAUGCUGUAACAAUAACUAUGUACCGUAGUGUACAGUGUACAGUGUAGUCCCCGCCUAGGCUGGGAGUGCGGAGUACGGAGUAUGGAGUAGCGACAAGUGCCUGCCCUUGUGAUAUGUAGCGGAGUGAGGGACGCGGCGCUCUCUGCAGGGCCAGUCUCUAGUUCCAACGUAAGAUAAUAUACACUUCAGGAGAUAACCAAUUAUUCCUAAUUUAUGUCCACACAAAGUACUAAAUAUUACUUUACUUAGUAUUAACAGAAUGACUUCCAAUGUUAUAUUUUUGUAAUUAUUGAUAAUAAACUGCAUUUAAUAUAGUUUGUUGAGAUGUUGUGUUUGUUCUCUGGUGCUGGAGCUGCGGCCACUGUCCGGCGUUGUAUUGUGGACAGCCUGUAGGGAAACAUAUUUUCUGAUUGGAUUAUGCUUUAAAACCAAAAUAAAAUAGUUAAAAAUUUGUACAUGUUUGUGCAUAAGAUGUGCAGCGACGGGUCGCUAGAUGUCGCUGGUCGCUCACUUGUGUCUUGUAGUAUUUGGUUAGUUGUUCACACAGCUCAGAGUCGGGCGGAUUGCGGCGCAGCUCCUGUUAUCAAUUAAUUCCUUGUAAUUAUGCUCAGCAUCGAAUGGAAAUGUUAGCGCAACACAAUAACGUAAUAAAUAAUAAAAUGUAUUGUUUGUGACUCGAUGACUCGACAAACUAUGUGUUGAUGUUAAGAUAACAGAACAUGGAGUUAUUAACUAA